AUGUCGCAACAAUCAACUUUUAAUACUUUAAAGCCCGUUUAUAAUUUGAUUGAAUUAGGAUUAGAUGACUAUGAAGAAAAUGAACUAGUUCUUAAUACUAUUCAUGAUAUAUAUAUAUUUUUUCAAAAUUCUAAUAAUUGCACUUGCCGUCGAACUCCAAAACAAAGAGAUCUUAGAACUUGUUUUGAAAAAGUAGGAUUUAAACGUUUUUUUGAAAGACAUUUUGAAUUAAAAGCUUUAGAAGAACAUGAACUUGAACUUUUUAUAAAAUCACAAUUAAUGUCAUUUGAACUUACUGAUGAAAAAUCAGAUACUAAAAUUUUAAAAAAACGUACAUAUAAGUAUAAUUAUAAUAGCUCCUUGUCUCUUU
Messenger RNA from Racocetra fulgida, 370 nucleotides. NCBI's taxonomy places the organism in Eukaryota, Fungi, Glomeromycota, Glomeromycetes, Diversisporales, Gigasporaceae. The record is from the annotation of a GenBank genome assembly.